CUAAGUGACUGGUGGACUAUGCAGACAGUCGUGGUGCAACACAGAAAAUGCCAAAAGAAAUUACGGAAGAUCAGUAAAACCAACAAGAAAUCACGUCAAUAUGAAUGUAGAAUCAUCCUAAAUCUGAUUGCGUUACUUCACAUAUUCGUUCUACAAUAGAUUCAUGUGUUCUAAUCACAGACACACAGAGCAUAAUUCACUGGAAACCUGAUCACUUUACUUGCAACACUGUUGACAGUAUUUCAGAUUCCUCCUGUCGUGUGUUAACACUUUACUAUAACAAUAUUCUUAACGAUUCAGAAUGAUGCUGUUAUAUUUUUAACAAUACACAAGUCCCGAACAGUUACAGAGAUUCCUUGUUAAAACUGUUUAUUCUAAGAAUACAACAUUUAUUGAGGGGCACUAUUUCAGUGAUUCUUAUUCAUAUAUAUUUUAUUUAGUUUUUUAUUUGCUGUUCCAGUUCAACGUUUGAGUGCUUGAAUAAAAAAUUAUAUAUACUACAAUAUGAAAUUUCAAUGCUUCAAUAUAUAAAUGAAGAUUUAAGUAUACUACGGUAUCAAAGUGUAUACAUUCUUUUUCAAGCAUGAAAUCUUGAGCGGUUAAAAAAGCUUAAUUUUUGCGAACAGGAUGUAUCGGAUGGUCCAUAUCGGGCAUGAUUGGUGGGUUUUUUUCGCAUUCCCGAAUUUCUUCCAUGCCUGUUUCAGCGAUUUUCCAUAACUCUGGAUGCUUUAUUUUGAAAUUAUUGUACCAUUUUUGUAUACGAGGCCAUUGAUCCAAUUUGAAAUCGAUUGCUUCUAGACAUAGGGUGGCGGUUAUCAGUGGGAAAUCAGCGAUAGUCAAUGUGUCUGUAAGAAUAAUUAUUUGUUCAUAUAUAGUACACUUGUAAAUAAUAGCUAAUAUAUCGAAAUUUCUGUAAUUAAGCAAACUGACUUCCUGCAGCAUAUUCGGAAUUUUCACGUUUUAGAUAUGUUUCGAAAGCGUCUAUAGCAAUCGUCAUUUUCUUCAAUCCCAAGGCAGUUCUUUUGUAAUCAAAAAAUAUGGGAUUCAUCUGUAAAAAAAACAUUUAAUAAUGAUAAUAUUUCUAACAAAGUCAAAUUGAAUGAUCAGUGAAUAUUUUCAGAAAAAUUAUCCAACUUUAAACCAUUGUUGCCUCUACUCUUUAUACAAUAGUGUCUAUUUAUUUAUUUAUUUUAAUUUAAGUUUAUUAUAGACUGAAUACGUACCACGUAAUCAGAAAUGUUGCGAUAAUACAUGGCCAAAUUAAAGCACAAACGAUGAUUGACAAUCGCUCUUGCCUUUGCAUCUUUUGGAUACAGUUUACCAUCUGUAUCGUACUUAUCACCCAGAUAUUGCAAAAUAGCAUUGCUGAUAUGUACAUGUACAAAGAAAUUACAUAACAUAUCAAGAUUUACUUCAAAUUUUAUAUGGUUACUACAUCAAUGGACUAACAUAUUUUAAAAAUACCUUUCACCCAUUACCAAAUCACCAUCAACCAAAACAGGUAUUUCCUUUUGCGGAUUUAGCUGUAAGAAUAACAUUACAGAAAUUAUUAUUAUGUGUUAUACUUUUCAAGUUAUAGACUUUUAAUAACGAUAGCUAUACUUUUUCAUAUUCCUCUGUCAUGUGUUCGCCUUUACCAAAAUCAAUAGACACCAAUUCAUAGUCAAUAUCUAAAGCUUUUAAUGCUUGGCGACAUGCUAGAGACGGUGGUCCAUCGGAAACGGAAUAGAGCUUCAUUGUUUAAACUAAAACAUUCAAUUCCUCACGUAAAAUGUAAUUCUGAAGAAACAAAAAUAUUUCAUAUAGUAAAUCGAUUUAUUUCUCGUAUAAUAUGAUACGUUGUGAAUUAAUUAUAAAAUAUAUAUGAGUAAAAUUGAGUAGGAUAAAAACUUUAUAUAGUGCUUACUUAUAAGACAAAGAUUUUAAUGUAUCUGCCGCAAAGAACAACUUGUGCGAUGUUCACUACAAGACUGAGACUGAGGUAUUCGCCUAUCUGCCUGAAAUAUUAUCUGAUGUUCCUUUCACUUCAGUUAUUCCUCAAGGCUUCUGAGUGACCUCGAUUUAAAUGUGCAGUAAAUAAGGCGGAUCAAACUCAUUUGCAGGUUAAGACAAUAAGAUAAUAUGAUAAUUGAGAUAUCCACAUUAUUCUUUUGCGUUUGACAUUUUCUUGACUUUGCCGGCUGAUUUCGAAUUCGCUUUGAAACCAAAAUUACCUUAUCUUAAAGUAGACACUUUCAGCUUUAAUUUAAGCUACGUAACAUUAAAAAAUUGCCUUGGGAAUGCAAUAAAAAGUCGACUUGAAAUUUCGCUUUAAAAUCGCCCCGUGAUUCCAAUGCAUGAAAAUUCGAAACUUCCCGCGGGCAUUUAUUUUCAAAUUGAUUUCAAUUUAAAAUGUUUCUCAUUCGUGCCACCAGAUGGCGAAAUUUUUCGUUUUUAUUAUUUGAUUCCACCUCGCUACUUUGUGUAUUCAGGUUAGGUUACUGUACCACAUGGGCGAAACAUUUGUUCUUUAGGGUUACUUUUGAAUUGUUGUGAAUAAUUAUAUUUACUUGUAAAUAACGUAAGAAUGUCUGUGCCUGAGAAAGUUUUAAUGCGAAAAAUAAGGAAAAGAGAAAAAAGAAAGCUACAGAUAUUGACAGACCGAGAAAAGCAAGCGCAAAAUGAAAAUGAAAGUGAAAUACAGAAUGUAUUUCCAAAAUCUCCAAAAGAAAGAAAGAGAAAGAAAACUGAUGGACUGAAGGAGGCUGAUGUGCCUCCAAGUACAGACGAUGAAAGUGAAAAUAAAGAAACUAUGGAUUUACCUGGAUCAGCAAUUGGCUUUGAGGUCACAAAUGAUACUAGUUUCAAAGUAUUAGAAGCAUUGGUGUGUGAGAACACUUUAAAAGCUAUCUAUGAUAUGGGUUUCAAAAAUAUGACUGAAAUCCAAGCAAAAGCGAUACCACCAUUGUUAGAAGGCAGGGAUUUAGUGGGUGCUGCUAAAACAGGAUCUGGAAAGACUUUAGCAUUUUUAAUACCAGCAAUUGAACUAAUUUAUAAAUUGAAAUUCAUGCCCCGUAAUGGCACAGGUUGUGUUAUUAUAUCUCCAACACGAGAAUUGUCCAUGCAAACGUUUGGAGUCUUAAAAGAGCUAAUGAAAUAUCACUAUCAUACGUAUGGUUUGUUAAUGGGAGGUGCAAAUAGGCAAACCGAAGCUCAGAAGCUUUCAAAAGGAAUUAACAUUGUUGUAGCAACACCUGGUAGAUUAUUGGAUCACCUGCAGAAUACAACAGACUUUUUGUUUAAAAAUCUUCAGUGUUUGGUUAUCGACGAAGCUGACCGUAUUUUGGACAUUGGAUUUGAGGAAGAGCUCAAGCAAAUUAUAAAUAUUUUACCAAAAAAGAGACAAACAAUGUUGUUCAGUGCUACGCAAACAAAAAAAACAGAAAUGUUAACAACAUUAGCACUGAAAAAAGAACCGGUUUAUGUUGGCGUUGAUGAUGACAAGGACAAAGCAACGGUUGAAGGUUUGGAACAGGGAUACGUGUGUUGUCCUAGCGAGAAAAGAUUCUUGCUGUUAUUUACUUUCUUGAAGAAAAAUCGGAAGAAGAAAGUAAUGGUUUUCUUCAGCUCUUGUAUGUCGGUCAAAUAUCACCAUGAGCUUUUGAACUACAUCGACUUACCAGUAUUAAGUAUACAUGGAAAACAAAAGCAGACGAAGAGAACGACAACAUUCUUCCAAUUUUGUAACGCGACUUCUGGUAUACUUCUUUGUACCGAUGUAGCAGCUCGUGGUCUUGAUAUUCCUGCUGUUGAUUGGAUCGUUCAAUACGAUCCACCCGAUGAUCCUAAGGAAUAUAUUCAUCGGGUUGGCAGAACUGCCCGAGGAGAAGGCAGCAGUGGACAUGCCUUAUUAAUUUUGAGGCCAGAAGAACUCGGUUUUCUUCGUUAUCUUAAACAAGCAAAGGUUCCGGUAAACGAAUUCGAUUUUUCAUGGGAUAAAAUUGCGGACAUCCAACUGCAGCUUGAAAAGUUAAUUUCGAAAAAUUACUUUUUAAACAUGUCAGCGAAAGAGGCAUUUAAAGCGUACGUGAGAGCGUACGACUCCCACCAUUUGAAGCAGAUCUUCGACAUUGAAACGUUGGAUUUGGCAAAAGUUGCGAAAUCCUUUGGAUUCCUUGUUCCACCAGCCAUAGAUUUGAAAGUAUCAGUGAGCAGGAAUUCUCGACCUCGAAAGAGGUUAACCGGAGGUGGUUAUGGUUACUUCAAAGGCAUGAAUAAUCCGGGUUCAGAGAAACAAUUGCAUCGUAGCAAAACUUUCCGUCAGAAAAAUAUGUCUGACAAUCGACAGUUUGCUAGAUAAUUAAAGUUAUCGCAUGUUUAAGACAUCGAAUUGUACAGUACAUAGCAAUAAGAAUAAAUUUAUUAUAUGUCUAUUCUUUCUAACAA
This is a messenger RNA of Megalopta genalis, 4425 nucleotides long. Lineage: Eukaryota; Metazoa; Arthropoda; Insecta; Hymenoptera; Halictidae. The record is from RefSeq and is a predicted model, not a curated record.